CUCUCUCUCUCUCCGUGCGCAGGUGUCCUCGUUCUUCAUACUCAUGGACCUGCUCUAUAAGCACGAGCUUUACCAGGAAGUGCUCGACACUUACCAGCUGCUACGCGGGCGUGAGCUGGAACGCGCACGCUACCCGCGCGACUGCAUCAUCCUCUGCCUCGCCGCCUGCUACCGCAUGGACACGCCCGCUGCGUACGAGUGGGCGACGGCGUUGGCGCGCGAGUGCGGCGAGACGGGCCGGCCGAUGCCGCGCCGCGCCAUCGCCUUCCUCGCGAUGCUCGCGCUGAAUCGCGGCGACCCCGCAGCCGCGCUCGAGGUGCUCUUCACGCUGCGCGAGGUCAACUACAUCACGACGCGCAACCUGAAGCUGAUAGCGCUCGCCGACCUGGACCGCGUCGACGAGGCGCUGCCCGUGCUGCGAUACGUCAUCGAGCGCGACGUGCCCGAGACGGCGACGCGCCGCGGCCAGGAGGUGUGCGCGACGACGCUCGCGCGCGUGCGCGCCGCCGUGGAGCGCGCGCAACGCGAGGAGCUCACCGCGCAGUUUUCGCACCUGGAGAGGGCGCUAGCGGAGGGCGACCACGUCGCGAAAGUGGACAUUGCCGAGAUCGUGACGACGCCGAUACUCGAGCGGAGGCCGCCGCCGCAGCAGCGUCAGGAUUAUCAGCCGAGUGGCGCGUACAACCAGCGCUACCGCUCGCAGGCGCGUGGGCAGGGUUACUAUGAUCGCCAGCAGCAUGACCGUCCGGGCCUGUCCGAUCGAUACGACACAUAAUGAUGCCGUAUGGGUGACAGAUACGACACGCAGUGAUGCCGUAUGGGUGACAGAUACGACACGCAGUGAUGCCGUAUGGGUGACAGAUACGACACGCAGUGAUGCCGUAUGGGUGACAGAUACGACACGCAGUGAUGCCGUACGGGUGACAGAUACGACACGUAGUGAUGCCGUACGGGUGACAGAUACGACACGCAGUGAUGCCGUACGGGUGACAGAUACAACACGUAGUGAUGUCGUACGGGCGACAGAUACAUCACGUAGUGAUGUCGUACGGGCGACACAUAUGACACACAGUGCUGCCGUAUGGGUGACAGAUACGACACGCAGUGAUGCCGUAUGGGUGACAGAUACGACACGCAGUGAUGCCGUAUGGGUGACAGAUACGACACGCAGUGCUGCCAUCUGCAACGAUGUUAAAUUAAUAACGUCAAAUAUGUGCAACGACAACAACAACAGUGUCUAGUGUAGUCAGUCGUUCACAAUGAAAAUAAUGGACCUAAUCAGUUUUCUCAAUGUAGCAAUGUUGUCUUGACGUUGUAUUUUAAAUUCUAAACUUUGUUGUCACUGUGUUAAUAAACAGAAAUAGGAUUUCUUAUUUAGAGAAAAUGGGAUCUUCCUUAUUGAACUGUUGUGUAUGGAGAAGGAGAGAAUGGUCCACGUGUUUUAUAUACAUGUAUAUUUCUGUUGGUAGUAUGAAGUAAUACUGGUCUUUCAUUAUUCAAUCAGUUCACAGACAAAAUCGUAAAAAUCUGUUUGUUGGAAGCCCUUAUAUUGCUCGUAUCAAUUCUAAAUAAAAUGCUAUACCGAAUAGCAAUGUUGGUAUACUACUAA
Molecule: messenger RNA, 1609 nt
Organism: Priapulus caudatus
Lineage: Eukaryota; Metazoa; Priapulida; Priapulimorpha; Priapulimorphida; Priapulidae
Product: pentatricopeptide repeat-containing protein 2, mitochondrial-like
Exons: 2
Coding region: 44-775 (243 amino acids)
Biological process (GO): multicellular organism development; regulation of mRNA processing; mitochondrion organization
Cellular component (GO): mitochondrion
Molecular function (GO): RNA binding
Source: RefSeq, a predicted model, not a curated record